This is a messenger RNA of Aethina tumida (small hive beetle), 1720 nucleotides long. Its product is annotated as sideroflexin-2. Gene Ontology annotation, cellular component: mitochondrial inner membrane. The coding region runs from base 193 to 1167 and encodes 324 amino acids. The record is from RefSeq and is a predicted model, not a curated record. NCBI's taxonomy places the organism in Eukaryota, Metazoa, Arthropoda, Insecta, Coleoptera, Nitidulidae. The transcript has 6 exons. Gene Ontology annotation, biological process: monoatomic ion transport; serine import into mitochondrion. Gene Ontology annotation, molecular function: monoatomic ion transmembrane transporter activity.
GGCAGGACGAAUUUCGUUUAGCACGUCCUUGCGUUGAGCCGAUGCAGUUGGCAGUUCUCGCAGCAAUUUCGGGCGAUUAGUUUCGAUCCCGCGGCGGUGUCUCGAUUUGUGCCUGGAGGGGGUGUACACACAUAAAAAUUCAUAUCGUUUAUCGGGACAGAAAGUUUUGCGGCUCACAUUUAAUUAACUGAAAUGCCUGAGAGACUAGACAUCAAUGCACCAUUGUGGGACCAGAACACCUUCAUAGGUAGGUUCAAACAUUUUCUGUGGGUCACAGAUCCCAGGACAUGUGUGGUCACUGAGGAAGCUCUUGACAAUGCCAAGAUCCUUGUCGAACAGUACAAGAACAAAACAGAACCUCCAGGCACAAGUAUAGAGCAAGUUAUUUAUGCGAAGAAACUGUAUGAAAGUGCAUUUCACCCUGAUAGUGGAGAGAAACAGAAUGUGUUUGGAAGAAUGUCUUUCCAAGUACCUGGUGGUAUGGCCAUCACUGGUGCUAUGUUGCAGUUUUAUAGAACGGCGCCAGCUGUUGUCUUUUGGCAAUGGGUAAAUCAGUCAUUUAACGCCCUGGUAAAUUAUACGAACCGAAAUGCAAAAUCUCCAACAACAACUACCCAACUUCUUGUCGCUUAUGUCACUGCCACUUCAUCUGCCAUGGCAACUGCUCUUGGAUGCAAAUAUUACUGGUCCAAGAAAGCCAGCCCCUUUAUUCAGCGUUAUGUCCCAUUCGCCGCAGUUGCAGCCGCCAAUUGCGUUAACAUCCCCUUAAUGAGGCAAAACGAGAUCUUGCACGGAAUUGAUUGCACGGAUGCCGAUAACAAAAUCGUCGGUCAGUCUAAAUUGGCCGCUGGUAAAGGUAUUGCCCAGGUGAUUAUAUCUAGGAUCACGAUGUGCGCCCCAGGCAUGCUCAUUCUUCCUGUCAUUAUGGAACGUCUCGAGAAAUUCCCUUGGAUGCAAAAGAUCACUCCGCUUCACGGGCCCAUUCAGGUCAUGGCAGUUGGAUGCUUCCUCUCAUUCAUGGUACCAACAGCUUGUGGAUUGUUCCCUCAAAGAUGCUCAUUGAAAAUGUCUACUCUAGAAUGGCUUGAGCCUCAGGCUUAUGAACAAAUUAAGAAGAAUACGGGUGGAAAAGUACCCGAAAGAAUAUAUUUCAAUAAAGGUCUUUAAAAAACCAAAUCCUGAAAUGCUUUGACAAUAAUAGGUUUAAAGUUUGUGGACGAGUUUGUUAGAGUAGAAAGAUUUUAAGCUCCUUUAAGUCUGAAACCUUUCUACACUAAUAAUAGAUUUGUUACAAUUUGAGCCUAGAUUGAUAUUAAUAUAUUUCUUGUAUAAGAAAUGUGAUGCUAGUAAGCAUAGAGUAAACUAAUACCAGGUAUGACUUCAAAUGGAUAUAUACGUAGUAAUUUAAUGUGCACCUAAUGAACAAUUAUGUUUCGAAAAAAUAUUGUAGUCAUUGUAGAAAAUUCUCAUUGUGAAUGUAUGUAUAUUAAUACUUGACUUGCAGAUAUUUCAAAAAAGUACUUAAACGAAUAAUUUAUUUUAUAAAAUUUUUCUUAUAAUUUUUAUUAUCACUAGCAAAUUUUACACGCAGCAAUAUACAACACUUUUUAUUUAUUAUGCAAAUCUAUCAGGUUUUAUGAGUUUAUAUAAAGUAAUAAAUAAGCAAUAAUUUAUACACCGUUAUUGUUGAUUCGUAAUUAAAUAUAUGUUUUAAACACAA